AUGACCAAGAAGGUGCUGUGCAUGAACCCGGGCCCCAUCGAGUUCGAGCCGCGCGUGCUCAAGCCUUUCGCCAUGCAGGGCAUCUCCCACGUGGACAAGACGGUCAUCGACGUGUUCGGCCAGUGCCUCGAGAAGAUGCGCAAGGUCUUCCUGGCCCCGGAUGGCCAGCCGCUGGUCGUGGCCGGCUCGGGCACGCUCGGCUGGGACAUGGUGGGCGCCAACCUCGUCAACAAGGGCGAUGACGUGCUCAUCGUCAACAACGGCUACUUCGGUGACAACCUGGCCGACUGCCUGGAGCGCUACGGCGCCAAGACCACCCACGUCCGCGGCAAGAUUGGCUCGCAGCCGUCGGUGGCGGAGCUGGAGAAGGCGCUGCAGGCCGGCGUGAGCUUCAAGCUGGUGACGAUCACCCACGUGGACACGUCCACGGGCGUGCGUGCCCACGUGAAGGAGUUUGCGGCUACAAUCCGUCGCAUCCAGUCUGACGCGGUCAUUGUUGUGGACGGUGUGUGCGCCACUGGCGGCGAGGAGACGCGCAUGAAGCAGUGGGACCUCGAUGUGGUGCUCACGGGCUCGCAGAAGUGCAUCGGCGUGCCCGCUGGACUGAGUCUGAUGGUCAUCCGACCGCGCGCGCUGCAGCUCUUCGAGAAGAACACGUCCACGGUUAAGUACUACGUGGACUGGCGCAACUGGCUGCCGAUCAUGAAGAACUACGAGGCCCGUCAGCCGAGCUACUUCGCCACGCCGUCGGUGAACCACCUCUUCGCCCUGAACGCGGCCCUGGACAUCCUGCUCGAGAACGGAGGCAUGGAGCAGCGCUUCAAGGAGCACAAGCUCAUCGGUGACGCCGUCAAGGAGGCCAUGAAGUCGCUGGGCUGCGCGCUGGUGACCGCGGACGACUGCGGCGCGAACACGCUGACCUGCGUGCGCUACCCCGCCGGCGUGGGCGCGGCCGACUUCCUGCCGAAGGUCGUGAAGCGCGGCGUCUCGCUUGCUGGCGGCCUGCACAAGGCCAUCAAGACGGAGUACUUCCGCAUCGGCCACAUGGGCCCGAGCACGCGGCGUCUGGACCACAUCCUGAAGACGGUGGAGGCCAUCGAGUGCGCGUUCAUCGAGUGCGGCCACAAGGUGGCGCAGCCCGGCAAGGCGGCCAAGGACCUGAAGAAGAAGCUGCAGGCGAUCAUCCCUGUGCGUCCGGCGUGCGGCUACGCCUCGGUCUACCACGGCUGCCCCGUGCCGCCCAAGUGCCAGGUGUACUCGAUCGGCACGGUGGUCAUCGCGUUCGCUGCCGGUCUUCUCCUCUCGCAGCUGAAGAGCAAGAUCUAG
This is a messenger RNA of Phytophthora sojae, 1326 nucleotides long. RefSeq lists its product as hypothetical. The record is from RefSeq and is a predicted model, not a curated record. Gene Ontology annotation, molecular function: L-alanine:glyoxylate transaminase activity; L-serine:pyruvate transaminase activity. NCBI's taxonomy places the organism in Eukaryota, Oomycota, Peronosporomycetes, Peronosporales, Peronosporaceae. Gene Ontology annotation, cellular component: peroxisome. The transcript is spliced from 3 exons. The coding region runs from base 1 to 1326 and encodes 441 amino acids.